This is a messenger RNA of Parnassius mnemosyne (clouded apollo), 1437 nucleotides long. NCBI's taxonomy places the organism in Eukaryota, Metazoa, Arthropoda, Insecta, Lepidoptera, Papilionidae. The record is from the annotation of a GenBank genome assembly.
AUGGAGCUGGGAACGGAUAAGUGUGCGGUCCUCCAUGUCGAAAGGGGAAGGGUUGCUAACUCUGAGGGCAUAGACUUGUCUAUGCCUAUCAACACAAAGAUCCUAUCCGAGGCUGAAACAUACCGAUACCUGGGUAUGUCACAGAACAUAGGUAUCGAUGAGGCGGACAUGAAACAGUCAGUUUGUGAUGUGUUUUAUGCUCGCUUGACAAAAGUGCUUAAAAGUCUUUUGUCGGGCGUUAAUAAGACACACGCAUAUAGCGGUUGGAUCAUGCCUGUUCGCAUGUAUACAUUUGGAAUACUCAGGUGGACUCAGGUUGAAAUGAACGCUCUGGAUACAAAAGUCCGCACUAUUAUGACGUCCCACAGGAUGCAUCAUCCGAGAUCGUCACAAAUCGAGCAGCGUGCCGUCAUUAAGUACCUCCAUAAGAAGGGGCUAUCAUCAAAAGCCAUCCAUGAUGACAUGGUCAGUACAUUAGGCGAUUGUGCUCUGUCAUAUUCAUCCGUCAAAAAAUGGAUAGCAGAAUUUAAGCGUGGUAGAGAGAGUGUGAAAGAUGAACCCCGCUCUGGAAGGCCUUCGACGUCAACUACUGACGAAAAUAUUAAAAAAGUACUUGAUUUAAUAAUGGGAGACCGCAGAUUAAAAAUUAGAGAGAUAGCCGAGAUUAUAGGCAUCUCUUAUGAACGAACUCAAAACAUCAUUGUCAACGAGUUGGGUUUCCACAAGGUGUCUGCGAGGUGGGUUCCGCGACUGCUUUCAGUUGAACAAAAAAGAACGCGAUUGACUAUUUCACGCGACUGUUUGGAGUUAUUUAAAGCCGAUGCAGAUGAUUUUUUGAAUCGUUUUGUUACUAUGGACGAAACAUGGGUUCAUUACUGUACACCGGAAACAAAACAACAAUCAAAACAGUGGAGAAGACCUGGUUCACCACCCCCUAAAAAGGCUAAGUCGAUUUUGUCGGCAAAUAAGGUGAUGCUGUCAGUAUUCUGGGAAUCGAAAGGUGUGAUUAUGAUUGAUUAUCUUGAAAGGGGUCAGAAUAUAAACUCUGAUUACUACUGCACCUUGAUACGUCGUUUACGAGAGGAAAUAAAAGAAAAACGUCGAGGAAUGCUCAGAAGAAAAGUCCUGUUUCAUCAAGAUAACGCCCGUGUUCACACGUCAGUACAGUCAAUGGCUGAAAUUCACAACUGUGGCUUUGAACAGCUGUUACCGCAUCCGCCGUAUUCACCUGAUCUGGCACCAACAGACUUCUUUCUGUUCCCUAACCUAAAAAAGCACUUGGGAGGUCAAAGAUUUUCGACAAACGACGAGGUCAAAGCAGCUGUAGACGCAUAUUUUGACUCUAAGGAAGAAUCAUUUUUUUUCAACGGUCUAAAUGCUUGGAAGGGGAGGUGGCAAAAGUGUAUUGAACUUGAUGGUGAUUAUGUAGAAAAAUAA